CCUAUCGGUAUCGAACAAUCAAAGAUUGUUAUUUAUUUUCAUUACUUGCUCGCUGCUAAAAUGGGCGGUCCCGAAUUACCAACAGAUCCCGGGGAGGAGCACACUUUUCAAGCGCCAGCAGUUGAGCAUCCACAGAUUGGCGAUCAAAGCGAUGAUAGCGACAACUCGCAUGCCUAUGAUGACUACCAGCCGCUGGCAACAGAUGCCGACGAUGCGAGCGUUCUGCCAAACGAGAUUAUGAAUCAUUGUGAGGAUAAUGAUGGGGAUAUCGAUUUGAUGACCGCCGAGGUGAUUUACGGUGAUCCCAAUAUGCCUUCAAUUGAGAGUGCCGAUGCGGAAAUCGAGCGUCAAGUGUGGAACGAGCCGCGACCGCAGGAGCUCCAAAUGGAACUGGACAAAAUGCGCACCGAGCAGAUACUCAAAGCCAUGUCGAAGAUAACAUUGCCAAACGUGACAAUACCGGACUGGGCCAAGGGUGUUCCCGAGGAGCGCUGGAAGCUCGAGUUGCUGGAGCGCAUCCAAACGCGGAAGGGGACACCGGACAAAGCAGAGGCAGCUGCUGAGCAGCCAACAAAAACUGAAUAAUGCAUAUACACACAUAACGAUAUAUAUAUAUAUAUUUAUAGUUGAUAAGCUAAGCAAAAUGUUUUUGUUUUUAUUAUUAUUAAAUUAGACUCUCAAAA
Drosophila grimshawi is the source of this 683-nucleotide messenger RNA. RefSeq lists its product as uncharacterized. The transcript is spliced from 2 exons. NCBI's taxonomy places the organism in Eukaryota, Metazoa, Arthropoda, Insecta, Diptera, Drosophilidae. Bases 61 to 585 code for a protein of 174 amino acids. Gene Ontology annotation, biological process: spermatogenesis. The record is from RefSeq and is a predicted model, not a curated record.